This is a messenger RNA of Penicillium brevicompactum, 570 nucleotides long. Its product is annotated as DUF2841 domain-containing protein. The transcript is spliced from 2 exons. The record is from RefSeq and is a predicted model, not a curated record. NCBI's taxonomy places the organism in Eukaryota, Fungi, Ascomycota, Eurotiomycetes, Eurotiales, Aspergillaceae. The annotation marks the transcript as partial.
CCGGCCAUCUUGGAAGAUGAAGUGCUUCAUAAAAAGAGACUUUGUAUGCAAAAGCACAGCCUGGAGGUCCAAAAAGCAAUAUUAUCCAUCGAUGAUACGAAAUUUCUCCGCCGAUACUACGAAAGGGUCUUCCACAAUAUACAGCAAACCAAUUGCCGAAUCCUGGCAAAAGCCUAUGUGAAAUUUGUUGAGUCCCACAAGCAAGUUAAAUACCCUUAUAAUGGGCGGAAGACCGUGGCGGGGGAAACCCAGCAAUUAAGUUCCGAGCAGAGUAAGCCACCAUGGUGGCCUCCUCAAGUGCGCCAUCGGGAACCCGAUCAUCUGCUCAAAGCAGAACGCAUCGCGCUCCUUGUCCAUAUUCUUUGUGACUUGCGUUGCAGUCACGGCAUAACAUCACAAAAACUGAAAGAUGCAGAGCAAUCUGUUCGGUCGCAGAUUAUCCCGGUUGGACGUUUAGAAUCCCUAGAAGAGUUAUAUCGUGUUAGAGGAGAAGAGGAAAAGUUUUUGGAGGGGCUUCUCGGUAGGGGCUUGCAACCACCUAUUCUUCACGAUUUAACUAAGUUCGUUUAG